Molecule: messenger RNA, 1182 nt
Organism: Eutrema salsugineum
Lineage: Eukaryota; Viridiplantae; Streptophyta; Magnoliopsida; Brassicales; Brassicaceae
Exons: 5
Coding region: 51-944 (297 amino acids)
Source: RefSeq, a predicted model, not a curated record
AAAGUUUCUAUCGGAAGAAAGUGAAAGAAAAAAAAAAAAGACAGAGAAAAAUGGAGAGAAGCACGCCAGUGAGGAACCCGCACACUUCCACCGCCGAUCUGCUUUCUUGGUCGGAAACUCCUCCUCCUGAACACUCAACCGCUUCCGCCGCUCGUUCUCACCAGCCGUCUGAUGGAAUCAGCAAGGUUCUCGGCGGCGGUCAGAUCACAGAUGAGGAAGCUCAGUCGCUCAAUAAGCUGAAGAAUUGCUCAGGUUACAAGUUAAAAGAGAUGACUGGUAGUGGCAUAUUUACUGAUGAGGCAAAAGGCGGAAAUGAAGCCGAUGCUACUGAUCCAAAGACGGGACUUCGUUACUAUCAGCAAACUCUCAACGGAGUGAGUCAGAUAUCUUUCAGCGCAGACGGGAAUGUUUCCCCGAAGAAACCAACCACUUUAACUGAGGUUGCAAAGCAAAGAGAGCUGAGCGGAAACUUGCUAACGGAGGCAGAUCUAAAGAGCAAGAAGCAGAUAUCAAGUGCCAAGAUCGAAGAGAUUAGCGGCCAUGACAUCUUUGGACCUCCACCUGAGAUUCAGCCUCGAUCCUUGGCUGCUGCACAACAAGAAGCUAGAGGAAACAGAGACAUGGGAGAGCCUGCACCGAGGAACUUGCGCACUUCUGUCAAAGUUUCCAAUCCUGCAGGAGGACAAAGCAACAUACUAUUCAGUGAAGAACCGGUUGUGAAGACAUCAAAAAAGAUACAUAACCAGAAGUUUCAGGAGCUCACUGGCAACGGCAUCUUCAAAGGCGAUGAAUCCCCUGGAUCUGCUGAUAAGCAGUUAAGCUCUGCUAAACUCCGGGAAAUGAGCGGAAACAAUAUUUUCGCAGACGGGAAGUCAGAGUCUCGAGACUAUUUUGGCGGUGUGAGGAAGCCUCCUGGCGGUGAGAGCAGCAUUUCAUUGGUCUAAGACUCGGGCCUGGCUACUUGCCAUUUUCAACUAAAAGCUCUCACGUUUCAGCUUCUUUAGAUUCUAGUUUCUUAGAUGUCUUUGUUUCGUUUCGUUUCGCCAAUGUCGAAAACGCUUGAAAGCUAUUUUCAGGUUUUUCUUAGGAUAUGUCAAGAGAUCUCUUUGUAUGGAUCGUUUUUUACCUUCUGAGUUGUUGUCCCUCUUUAAAUUUUCUCAGCUUGUUAUCUGAUCUUCGUGG